Molecule: messenger RNA, 2630 nt
Organism: Calypte anna (Anna's hummingbird)
Lineage: Eukaryota; Metazoa; Chordata; Aves; Apodiformes; Trochilidae
Gene: GABPB2
Product: GA binding protein transcription factor subunit beta 2
Exons: 9
Coding region: 113-1261 (382 amino acids)
Biological process (GO): positive regulation of transcription by RNA polymerase II
Cellular component (GO): nucleus
Molecular function (GO): transcription cis-regulatory region binding; protein binding
Source: RefSeq, a predicted model, not a curated record
UGUGUUUGCUCUUGCAGGUUCUGCUCCUGCAACUGGAUCCACAUGGGCAAGUCUUGGUGUCCGUGCGAGGUGCUGCCGAGCUUUCAGCAAGCCCUUGUUCCCAUGUCCCAAGAUGUCCUUGGUGGACCUAGGGAAGAGGCUGCUCGAGGCCGCUCGCAAGGGCGAAGAUGACGAAGUGCGGGAGCUGAUGGCCCGCGGGGCUCCCUUCACCACUGACUGGCUUGGGACAUCCCCCCUUCACCUGGCAGCCCAGCACGGGCAUUACUCCACUGCUGAGGUGCUGCUGCGAGCCGGGGUCAGCAGGGACGCGCGGACCAAGGUGGACAGGACCCCCCUGCACAUGGCUGCAGCUGAUGGCCACGCUGACGUCGUGGAGCUGCUCCUUAGGAGCGGGGCUGAUGUCAACGCCAAGGACAUGCUGAAGAUGACGGCGCUGCACUGGGCGACCGAGCACGACCACGGUGAGGUGGUGGAGCUGCUCCUCAAGCAUGGAGCUGAUGUCCACGCUUCCAGCAAGUUUGAUAAGUCAGCUUUUGAUAUUGCCUUGGACAAAAACAAUCCGGAGACCCUGAUGAUGCUACAGGAAGCGAUGCAGAACCAGGUCAGCGCUCAGCUGGAUAGAGCAGACCCCGUGGCCAACGCUGUGACUGUCACCUCACCUUUUAUUCUUACACCAGGGGAAAUUCUCAACCUGGCUGGCCUUAUGUCUUCAGCAAACACCAAAACAGCCUCAGCAGGUGGCUCCUCCACCACCUCUCUGCUCGCCACUCUCGCAGCCCUGGCCGAGGUCUCGGCGCCGCUCGCCAGCUCCAAGGGAGACACAGGUAAGGUGGAGGAAACCCUGGAUCCCGUGGCGGGCGGCAGCGGGGGGCAGCGCAUCAUCACCAUCCUCCCCGAGGGGCUGUCCCUGGACAGCCUGCAGACACCCACCCCCACGGGUGGUGGGGACCUGGGCCAGCCCUUCAUCCUCACCCUGCAGGAGGGGCAGCAAGUUGUAACUGUACCUGCUGGUCAGGUGGCAGAAGAGACUCUUCUGGAUGAUGCAGAAGAAGGAGAAGAUGCAGAAGAGGGAGAAGAGCCCCUGGCCAAGAAACAGAGAGUGGAACCAAGUGCAGAUGACUCAAAGGAAGACAAGGUGCUACAGGCAGGUGGUGCUGGGAGCAGAGGGCUCAGAGCCCCUUCCAAGCUUCUCCAACCACUCACGGCGUUAACUCUGCUUCCAGCCUGGUGCCAGGAGGGGCUUUUAAAGCUUCAGCCUUAAACUGGAAGCUUUUUCACAAACUUUUAGCCAGGGACUGACCUGUGAGAGCUGAUUUGGUGAUGUCAAUAACCUGCAUUGUUGGGGAGAGGGGAAAAAAUACCUUGGAGCAGCUGGGAUUAUCCCUCAGCACUGGAGCCUGAAGGGUUUGCUCCCUUCCACGACACUGAGUGACCAUCUCUGUGUCCCUGGACCAGCUGCCCCUUGUUCCCUUUCAGCUAGAAAAGGGAAUUGCAGGUUCUUUUUCUUCCCAAAACCACAAAUCUUGAUAGAGGCAACUUUCAGUGCAAGAGGAAAGGUCAGGCUGGGGGUCUGGCAGCUCUCAGGGACCAUCCUGCUUUGCCUUCUUGGUUUUGGGGACAGUUUGGGGGGGAGCAUUUUGUCUGUCCCCUCAAUUUACCUCCUUCCCCCCCAUAAAAACCAGUCAAAUGUUGCAUUUGACACUCUGGUGCUGAACUGGGAGGUGAGUUGGCUCCAGAGAUGCCCCUUUUUUUUUCUUUUUAAUUAAACAAUUUUUAUUUUGAAAGAUCCUAAACCCUUUUUCUUAACAAGCUGCCCAUCUCAGCACCCAAAUGUCUGGGGGCUUUUUUGACUCUUUGUGGGUCUGUUCAGUGCAGGGAUCUGUUCAGCACAGGGGGUUUGGGGUUUCCAGCCUGAUUGGAAGCACCUUGAGUCAUUUUGCACCCCAAAAUCUGUUGGUAGGGGCUGAAAAGGGAUCUGGGAUCUUCUUCAGCUGGUUGGGUGAAAGCCUACAGGACUUGUUGGGGGACUCACCAGGUUUGGAAACUCCAAGUGCAUUUAUUUAUAACCAGUGUGGCUUUAUUUAUAAAUAAGACUUCUUUUAAUCUUUUUUUUUUUUUUCCAAGAGAUGUUUUGAAAAAGGAUUUAAUAAUUAUUUUUUUUAAUGUGUGAAUCUGGAGAGACUCAGUUCCUGGCUGCCCAGUCCCACUGCCUCUCCUCCUUCACCUCCAGCAGCCUUUUAUUUCCUUUUCUUUGAUUUUUUUCAAUUUUAUUUCCUUUGUAUUCCCCCCAAACCUCAACAAUUUGGAUCUCUUUGAACUAAAAAGGGGGGGGUUGGACUCACUGAUCUAUGAGGUCCCUUCCAACCCUUAACAUACAGUGAAAAACCUGUGCUGGAGGCUCUGAGACAGCAUCAUGGUAAAUCCAGGUGGGUUUUUCUUCAGCCUGGGAGCAUUUUCGGGGGGGUUUAGGGACAUUCUCAGCUUUGGCUUGGAAAUCUGAGCUGAUUAUUUGUCAAUAUUCAGAGCUGGGCAGCUGUGGGGUGGACAAACACCAACUUGUGCCUCUGCCCCGUGUGGAUUUCCAGCCUGAAAAGGGUUGAGUUUUGCCAAAAUAAUAAAAAUAAAAUAAA